Molecule: messenger RNA, 1644 nt
Organism: Aspergillus campestris IBT 28561
Lineage: Eukaryota; Fungi; Ascomycota; Eurotiomycetes; Eurotiales; Aspergillaceae
Product: putative MFS multidrug transporter
Exons: 6
Coding region: 1-1644 (547 amino acids)
Biological process (GO): transmembrane transport; basic amino acid transport
Cellular component (GO): fungal-type vacuole membrane
Molecular function (GO): basic amino acid transmembrane transporter activity
Source: RefSeq, a predicted model, not a curated record
AUGACAGCAACGACCCAUGAGAGAGCACCGUCACCCUCCGAGGACACACCUCUCAUCCGACGUGCCUCGGAGGAAUUGCAAGACGACCAUGUUCCAAUGACGUUUGCGAGAGGCUUCGUCAUAACCUUGACAAUGGGGCUCUUUCUUUUCAUUCAAGGCACCAAUGUGUCGAUGAUGACCACGGCGCAAUCGGCUAUUUCCGAAGACCUCGACGCCUUCUCCGCCACUACCUGGUUUAAUUCGGCUUACUUGAUCGGAAUGUCCAGUGUCACUCCUCUCGCAGGCCGCCUCUGUCAAAUAUUUACCCCCCGCAUCUAUGUGUUAUUCUCCUCGAUUGUCUUGUCUGUAGGCUUGUUCGUCACGGCGGCCGCUCCUAGACUCAGUGUCUUUCUUUUGGGAAGAGCUCUAUCCGGAUGCGCCGGAGGCGGCUUGUUGAUAACAGCAAUCAUCCUCUCCCUUGAUCUGCCCAGCAAAAAGCGAAGGGGCAUCUUCAUCGGGCUUAUCAACGUAGGGGCGACCACCGGAAUUGCGUCUGGUGCAGUCUUAGCAGGAAUAUUCACUCCUCUAUACGGCUGGCGCUUCAUCUUUUGGAUCCAAGCCCCUCUCUCGCUUAUAUUAGGGCCCAUUCUAUAUUUUUCUCUCCCCCCGCCGGACAGAGAUGAAGGACUAUUCUCCCAUUCCCCGGUGGCAAAGUUAGCCAAAGUUGACUACGCGGGUGCCCUCACAUUGGCGCUCUCCGUGUUCCUACUCCUGUUCGGCCUCUCGUCGACAGAUAUCACAAUCACGCCUAUCAUUCUCUGCCCAGUCGUCUUUGCUAUCUUCCUUCUCAUUGAAUCCAAAUACGCCACGGACCCCAUCAUCCCAAUCCAGGUUCUCAAACUGCGAAGCGUCGUGUUAACCUGCCUCGCAGGCCUCAUCUCCAUGAUGUCCCGCUGGGCUAUCCUAUUUUUCACACCCGUAUAUGCCAGCGCCGUUCGCACCUGGCCAUCGUCAACAGCCGGCCUGAUCCUAGUACCAACAAACGCCGGCUUCGGUCUCGGAGGGGUUCUAGUAGGCUGGCUUCAUAUCCGCAGCACCAGCAGUUACUACAUAUCCAACCUCGUCGUCUACCUCCUCUUCGCCCUAACCAGUCUCGCCCUAUCCAUCCUCUCGACCCCCACCUCCCCAACAGCAGCCUACCUAAUCACAACCUUCCUCAACGGCCUCUCCGCCGGCGCCCUCAUGAACUACAGCCUGACGCACGUCCUGCACCUAACAGACCCCCAAUCGCACUACAUAGUCAGCUCCCUCCUCGGCAUGUCUCGGAGUUUUGCAGGAAGUUUUGGCUCCGCCAUCGGCGGCGGCUUCUUCCAACGCCAGCUGAAGAGCAGCCUGGAGGAUGGGUUCGCGCGGUACGGCCUGUCCGGUCGCGAGGCGCUUCUUCGGAUGCUGUUGGGCAGUCCUGCGCUUGUGGGGAGCUUGACGGGAGUGGAGAGGACGGUCGCUAUUGAGGGGUACGAGAGUGCUGUUAGGACGUUGCUACUUGGGGGUUGUGUGUUGACGCUUGUGGCUGGUGUUGCUCAUGCUGGGACAGGUUGGAGGCCUUACUCUUAUGAAGAUGGCAAGAGAGGAGAUGAGGAUGGGGAAAGUGGUAUUGUGGAGUAA